CCCAUAUUACCCCUCCUAAGUAUCAGGUUCGGCGCGGAUCGCUAGCCAAGGGGCUACUGCUAAACGAUUGCGUAUCUUGUAAAAUGGGUUUAAGACGGAAAGCAAGUUGUAGAGCGGAAUUCACCCCGCACGCAACCUUCGGAUCAUCUUAUACCGCGGUCUUCGCUCUUUGAGACAUCACGCACUAUCCAAACCUUCGUACUCGGGGUCGUGCAUACUACUCGCAACUCCCAGAAUAAUCUUCACUACAUCAACAUGGCAGAUAGCCUAAAUAACGAUGGAGACACUAAAGUACCGGGUACUGUCCAUCUUGUCGACCUUUCGGGUACGAUGACUGGACGUCAUGCAGAGAGCGGCCAAAGGGAUAUCGUGCUUAUUCCUUCCCCUUCUUCCGAUCCGGAUGAUCCACUGAACUGGUCUCCGCAUCGGAAAGCGCUCAGCACGGUCUGCAUGUGCAUAUACACACUUAUGGUGGGCAUUGCGAGCGCCGCUAUAUACUCCGUCCUGGUACCGAUCAGUGAAGAGACGGGGAUAUCUCUAUACACUUUGAAUCAAGGCACUGGUUAUAUGUUCUUGUUCUUCGGUUGGGGCUGUCUCGUGUGGCAACCACUGGCACUGCAGUAUGGGAAGCGUCCAGCAUACCUCUUGUCCAUGUUGGCCACGCUCGCAACCCAAGUAUGGGCUGCACACACCACAACCAAUGGGCAAUGGAUUGCAAGUAAAAUAGUGCAGGGCUUUGCCGGUGCUCCGAUUGAGAGUCUAUGCGAGAUCAGUGUGACUGAUAUCUACUUCACUCACGAAAGAGGGCGAUAUAUUGCACUUUACGGCCUUCUACUUGCGGGAUCCAACUUCUUUGCUCCUAUUAUUGCAGGAUUUAUUGCGGAUGGCCAAGGGUGGAGAUGGGUACUGUAUUGGUGCGCCAUCUUCAAUGCGGUCGGCUUCGUGUUCGUUUUCUUCUUCAUGGAAGAAACCAACUUCGUCAGAACACACUCUGGCAUAGCACCCGGUACAUCAAUCAUCUCAACUCCCACCAAGUCUGAGGCACCCAUCACUACCACCGUCCGUCCCCGUCGCAAAACCUAUCUCGACAAGUUAAAGCUUUUCCAAAAGGCCGACCUCCACAAGCCGAACGAGCUCAAAGGUAUGAUGACACGCCCUCUGACCUUCCUUACUUUCCCGGUGAUCUUCUAUGCCGGUUUCUCCUAUGGCUCCAACCUCGUCUGGUUCAACGUGCUCAACGCAACCGCUUCGCUGAUUCUCAACGGGACCUAUGGUUUUUCUGCUAGUAUCGUCGGCGUGUGUUACGUCUCUCCGCUAAUUGGCGUUGCUGUUGGGGCGGCGUACACAGGCUGGCUAGGCGACGCCUUCAUCGUGCGGAAAGCACGCAAGAACAACGGCAUCAUGGAAUCUGAGCACCGGUUGUGGCUUUUCGUGCCAUCACUUUUGUUCAUCCCAUUCGGACUGAUACUUUGGGGCGUGGGUUCAGCGCAUCAUAUCCAUUGGUUCGGCCCUGUCUUCGCCAUGGGCGUCAUUGCUAUGACGAAUUCAGUAGGGUUACAGGUGAGUGUCGCAUACUGCAUUGACUCGUACCGCGCGUUGUCGGGUGAGGCUAUAAUCACAGUCAUCCUCGUGCGCAACACAAUGAGCUUCGCUAUCGGGUAUGGAAUCACGCCGUGGGUUGAAGAUAUGGGGCUUCAGAAUUGCUUCAUUACAGCAGCAUUUGUCGGGCUAGCCCAGGUGUGCACGGUAUUUGUAAUGAUCAAAUAUGGAAAGAGGUUGAGGGAGAUGAGUGUUUCGAGAUACAAGGGCUACGUGGAUGAGAUGGCGAAGAGCGGGAUGGCCCAUUGAUGUCGAAAUAGGUCACAGGGACUAGGGUCUGAGGUCAUGAUGAGUUACACCUUGCGGG
Paraphaeosphaeria sporulosa is the source of this 1906-nucleotide messenger RNA. Its product is annotated as MFS general substrate transporter. Gene Ontology annotation, biological process: transmembrane transport. The coding region runs from base 256 to 1848 and encodes 530 amino acids. The record is from RefSeq and is a predicted model, not a curated record. Gene Ontology annotation, molecular function: transmembrane transporter activity. Lineage: Eukaryota; Fungi; Ascomycota; Dothideomycetes; Pleosporales; Didymosphaeriaceae. The transcript is spliced from 3 exons.